Molecule: messenger RNA, 1276 nt
Organism: Leptosomus discolor (cuckoo roller)
Lineage: Eukaryota; Metazoa; Chordata; Aves; Leptosomiformes; Leptosomidae
Source: RefSeq, a predicted model, not a curated record
CCUUUAGAAUUGCCAAAAUGCUUUGGAAUUCUUAAACGAUUUGAAAACUGAAGUCUCUGAGGAUACAAAAUCAUAAGAACACAAGAAGCAGCAAGGAGGAUUCAGUGCCAAUGCAGCAACAAAGAAGACAGCCAGAGUUAGUGGAAGGAAAUCUUCCUGUUUUUGUCUUUCCUACAGAACUUAUAUUUUAUGCAGAUGACCAGUCAACACACAAGCAGGUGUUGACUCUGUAUAACCCCUAUGAGUUUGCCUUAAAAUUCAAAGUUCUUUGUACAACUCCAAACAAAUAUACGGUGGUUGAUGCUACUGGUGCAGUGAAGCCUCAGUGCUGUGUUGAUAUUGUGAUUCGUCACAGAGAUGUUCGGGCUUCUUACUAUGGUGUGAUAGAUAAAUUCCGUCUACAAGUGUCCGAGCAGAGCCAGAGGAAAGCAUUAGGGAAAAAGGAGAUUAUUGCUACUCUACUCCCAUCUGCAAAGGAACAACAACAACAAAAGGAAGAGGAGGAAAAACGAAUAAAAGAACACCUGUCUGAAAGUGUCUUUUUUGAGCAGACUUUGUGUCAACCAGGUAAAAACAGAACUGCCUCGUCGGGACCUAGUUUACUGACAGUCUUCCUAGGAAUAGUGUGUAUUGCAGCACUAAUGCUACCUACAUUGGGGGAAAUGGAAUCCCUAGUGCCUCUCUACCUCCAUUUAAGUGUGAAUCAAAAGUUAGUAGCUGCUUAUGUUCUAGGUCUCAUCACCAUGGUUAUCUUGAGAACAUGAGCAAUGAGUUAAUAGGAUGUCAAACACCUUACUGUAUAUUCACAUCAUGAAUGUGGACUGCCUUUUACUCCCAUCUGGCUCAUUAAGAUGCUAGCAAAACUGUUCAGUGAUUUAAGAUACCUUCAGAAGUGUAAUAUAUUUUAACGAUGUAUAAUAAAUGAAAGACUCAAAGCACUUUUCGGUGCUUCUGUAACAGACAGCUAUGAAAUGUUCAGUGAUACCUGUGAAAAAUAAUUUGAAAAACUUUUAUAUCUACGCCUACUGUAAAAAAUCCUUAUUAAAGCAACAUUUGUUAUUUUUAGUCUAUGUUCACAUCAGUGCGUGAUCACUAUAAAAGCAAACUGUCUCAUGUAAAAUGUUCGUUUGGUGUGUGGCUGUAUGUGCCGAGGCUGGUGCAUAACACUUCUGUAUAUGUACCAGAAGGCUGGGAGUCGUGACUAAUCCUUGAAGAAAAUGAAAACUUCCAUCAGUGAAACUAUGAAAUAAACCAUGGAUUUCAGGUGAAGAGGUAA